AUGGCCAGAGCCUGGAAGGAUGGAAGCACCAUGGAUGUGUGGGGCCCAGGGCAGCAGCAAGGCCUCCUGACCCCACAGACCCAGGCAAACAUCUUCCUCAAUGGCUUUGGAGAUCCUAGAGCCUCUGCAGUGGGCGAGGCCCUCAAGGUCAACGUUUUGGAGGAACUAAACAUGAGCAAUAACCGAAUCUCUGCCAUGGGAGCCCUGAGCCUGGGCCUGGGCCUCAGGGUCAACCAGACACUGAAGAUUCUUGUUGUGUCCAGGAAUCCCAUGCGAAGCGAAGGCUGCUUUGGUCUUCUCAGGUCCGUGCGGGACAAUCCAGCACCUGCACUGGAACUACUGGAUUUCUCCGAUAUCCAGGUGAACGCAGAGUUUGAUGAUCUUGCUAGCUCAGUGAAGGUGAUUCUUCCAGGGCUUUGCAUAAAGACUGGUGCUCCUAGAGCAGGGUAUGAAAAAGAGUUGGGGCCAGUCUUCAGACUGUCCCUACCAGCCCCAGCCUCUAAAUGA
Molecule: messenger RNA, 507 nt
Organism: Nycticebus coucang (slow loris)
Lineage: Eukaryota; Metazoa; Chordata; Mammalia; Primates; Lorisidae
Product: leucine-rich repeat-containing protein 74B-like
Exons: 5
Coding region: 1-507 (168 amino acids)
Molecular function (GO): protein binding
Source: RefSeq, a predicted model, not a curated record